GCCAUUUUCAUCAUCCGUUUAAAUAAACCAUUUAUUCCCACUCUUCAUUUUCAUCGGAAAACACCACCUCUCUAUCUUCCACCCACUCUUCCUCCACCACGUUGAAAUCAAAGGUUUUGAGUGAGAGAAAAAUGGUGCCGAAAAAUGACGUCACGGAAGAUCCCUUGGCAGAUUCGCCUACUUCAGUGCUUAAAGAAGAGGACAUUGGCAAGGAGAAAGAUGGGGUGAAGGUUGAAGAGGAAUCAAUUAUUGAUGCCAAAAAUGGGGACUCUUUCCUCAUAUCAGAUGCAAUGGCAGAGGAGGAAGCUAAACUUGAACAACAAAGGCAACAGGAAGAAGACACCGUGCAAACGGAAGCACCCAACUUGAACGACACACAAUAUACAAAACUGGAUGAGCUUCUUACUCAGACUCAGCUUUACUCUGAGUUUUUGUUGGAGAAAAUGGAUGAGAUCACUAAUAAUGGGGUGGCAGAAGAUGUUAAUGAUGAGGAGGAGCCGAAGAAAGGCCGAGGAGGUAAAAAAAGAAAAGCUGCCUCAACUGUCAACACGAGGAGGGCCAAGAAAGCUGUUGCGGCCAUGCUAACUCGAUCUGAAGAAGGCGACCCCACUAAAGAUCUGAACCUCAGUAGGGAAGAAAGAACUGCAAAAGAGCAGGCUGAGCUUGUUCCUUUGUUGACUGGUGGACAGUUAAAACCUUAUCAACUUAAAGGGGUCAAAUGGCUAAUCUCACUCUGGCAAAACGGGCUUAACGGAAUUCUUGCUGACCAAAUGGGGCUUGGCAAGACAAUCCAAACCAUUGGUUUCCUUGCACAUCUUAAAGGGAAGGGCUUAGACGGGCCGUACUUGGUUAUCGCCCCUUUGUCUACUUUGUCAAACUGGUUUAAUGAGAUAUCAAGGUUUGUGCCCUCCAUGAAUGCCGUUAUCUACCAUGGUAGUAAAAGUGAAAGGGAUGAAAUAAGGAGAAAGCACAUGCCGAAAACAGUAGGCCCAAAGUUUCCCAUUGUCAUCACCUCAUAUGAAAUAGCGAUGUAUGAUGCUAAGAAAUUUUUGAGGCAUUACAAUUGGAAAUAUCUCGUGGUUGAUGAGGGUCACAGAUUGAAAAACUCUAAAUGUAAGUUAUUGAGAGAAUUAAAGUGGAUGCAUGUUGAAAACAAGCUUUUGCUGACUGGUACACCUCUGCAAAACAAUCUGGCAGAACUUUGGUCACUGCUGAACUUCAUCUUGCCUGAUAUAUUCUCAUCCCAUGAGGAAUUUGAAUCAUGGUUUGAUUUUUCUGGAAAGUCCAACAGUGAAGAAGCGGAAGAAGGGAGAAAAGCACAAGUUGUAGCAAAGUUGCAUGCUAUCCUGCGCCCUUUUUUACUGCGAAGAAUGAAAGAGGAUGUCGAGCUUAUGCUUCCUCGCAAGAAAGAGAUUAUACUAUAUGCCACUCUUACCGAUCAUCAAAAGAACUAUCAAGAACAUCUAGUCAACAAGUCUCUGGAAGACCAUCUGCGAGAGAAAUUGGAUACCGGUCGUGGUACAAAAGGAAGGCUCCAUAAUCUGAUGAUUCAGCUUCGGAAAAAUUGCAACCAUCCUGACCUCUUAGAGGCAGAUUUUGAGGGUUCUUGUUUUUAUCCACCUGUGGAACAGAUAGUUGAACAAUGUGGAAAGUUUCAGUUGCUGGAAAAAUUGUUGCAAAAGUUGUUACCCCGCAAGCAUAAAGUUCUAAUUUUUUCCCAGUGGACUAAAAUAUUGGAUGUAAUGCAUUACUACUUCAGCGAGAAGGGUAUGGAAGUAUGCAGAAUUGAUGGCUGUGUAAAAUUGGAGGAGAGAAGACGACAGAUCCAGGAGUUCAAUGACCUGAAUAGUGACUGUAGAAUAUUCCUUCUGAGCACAAGGGCUGGUGGGUUAGGAAUCAAUCUUACAGCAGCUGAUACCUGCAUACUAUACGACAGUGACUGGAAUCCUCAAAUGGAUUUACAGGCAAUGGAUAGAUGCCAUAGAAUUGGUCAGACAAAACCCGUACAUGUGUACAGGCUUGCAACAGCCCUGUCUGUUGAGGGCCGAAUGUUGAAAAGAGCUUUUCGGAAGUUGAGGCUUGAGCAUGUGGUGAUUGGUAAAGGGCAAUUUCAACAGGAGAGGGUAACAAAGUCAAGUGGCAAUGAUUUCUUGGAGGAAGAGGACAUGUUAUCUCUUCUAAGAGAUGACGACGAUCCAGAAGACAAAAGGAUACAGACGGAUAUCAGCGAUGAGGAUCUUGAGAAGGUGUUGGACAGAAGCGAUCUGAUUGCUGCCGGGCCAGUAAAGGCAGAUGGAAAACCAGACUUCUUGACCUGCACACUUCCACUUAAAGGCCCUGGUUGGGAGGUGGUCAUACCCACAGCUAGUGGAGGGAUGCUCUCAACUGUUAACAAUUAAGCUGAAGAACCAACACUUCUUCACCGUUUUGCCCUGUUAGUUUCUUUUUAGUUUGCUAUAUGUGGGAUCUGGCCUGCCCUGUGGGGGGAAUUUUGCGCUUUUGUUGGCAUGCUUCCUGUUUUUUGGUAAGAAUGGGAUUUUGGGUGUAUAAUCAGAUUAUCAGUUAUCACUAGCAAGCUUUAUGUAAUUGACACUUUUGGCAAACAUGUUUUAGAGAGAAUGGGCAGAACAGGAAGUGUUAUAGAUAUCUCGUGGGGUUGACAUUAGUUUUAAUAUUAAUGAUAUUAAUGCCACUCGUGUAUAUUAGUUUAUUUUGUUUUGUUUUAUUCUAA
Messenger RNA from Erigeron canadensis, 2731 nucleotides. RefSeq names its product ATP-dependent DNA helicase DDM1. Gene Ontology annotation, molecular function: DNA binding; ATP binding; ATP-dependent chromatin remodeler activity. The coding region runs from base 132 to 2399 and encodes 755 amino acids. The transcript is spliced from 16 exons. Gene Ontology annotation, cellular component: nucleus. Lineage: Eukaryota; Viridiplantae; Streptophyta; Magnoliopsida; Asterales; Asteraceae. The record is from RefSeq and is a predicted model, not a curated record.